ACAACACAGCUCCUAGCUCUUCAAUCAUACGUCAAUCCUCACAUCACGGUAUGCCAAUUAAGAAAUUGUUGGAAGGAAUAAGCACUGAUAGUUUUGCUCUAGUAUUACACAAGCCAUCAUGCCAGAAACAUCAAUCUCUCCUCCGGCCGUCACACGCCCAAGUAAACCAGUUUCAGAAGCUCUUCUGAACGAAAAGGUAAAUCCUAGUUUAUCUUCAAACUCGCAGCUAAAAAGCGUUUCCAUUCUUUGCGAAGGCAGUGCUGAUUUUAUACCUGUUUAGUGGGAUCACUGUCUUUCCUCAUUGCUCAUACGAUCCUCGGUCGGACUCGGAUUUGGUGUUGUCGCCUCGGUUUUGAUAUUCAAGCGAAGAGCAUGGCCUGCAUUUGUUGGUGUUGGGUUCGGUGCCGGAAGAGCUUAUGAGGAGUGUAACAGCUCAUUUAGAAGGGUGGGAAAGGAUGGAAUUAGAGUGCAAAGACCCUGAAUCAGAUAAUGGGUUUAUUGGAAGGGUGGAAGUGGUCUCGGAAGUACAUAAAAAUGGAUGGGAAGCUAGAGCACUUUGGAGUUUGUAUGAUUAUGUGAAGGCAGUACUUCAAAUGAUGUGAAUUCACCUGUAUGUAGGACUCUCCGAUCCUCGACUUGUGAAAAUGCUCUUUUGUGUUAUUGUUCUCUACUCAAAGCAUUUGCUGAUGUUCAGUACUAGCGACUUGAUUA
Sclerotinia trifoliorum is the source of this 711-nucleotide messenger RNA. The record is from the annotation of a GenBank genome assembly. Lineage: Eukaryota; Fungi; Ascomycota; Leotiomycetes; Helotiales; Sclerotiniaceae.